AUGCCGUGUAUAAUUUGCAUUAAUCAACGACUGGGAACACGAGAUGAAGUGUUUGAGCACUUGAUAGUUGAUGGAAUUAUGGCUGGCUAUACGGUGUGGAGUUCCCAUGGGGAAAUUAUACCUUCAAAUACCACAAUAAUAGAAAAUAUUGUGGUUGAUGAAGAGAUUGUUAACAUAAAUGACAUACUUCAAGAUGUGUUUCCUGGUGAAGCCUUUGAAGGAGCUGGUGGUAGUAGCACAAGUGGACACAUAGAGGGAAUAGGAAAUGAGUCAGAAAAAUUGGAUAGAUUGAUGCAAGAAGCAGAGAAGGCAUUGUAUCCAGAAUGCAACGAGUUCACAAAAUUGUCAUUUACUGUUGCACUAUAUCACAUAAAGUGCCUAUGCAGUUGGAGUGACAAGUCCUUCUCUAUGUUGUUGGAUUUAUUGAAGAAAGCACUACCACAAAAUAAUACCUUGCCGAAUUCUUUAUAUGAAGCAAAGAAGAUGCUUAAAGAUUUGGGACUCAGUUACAACAAGAUCGAUGCAUGCCCCAACGAUUGUAUGCUAUAUUGGAAGGAUGCAUCUAAUGAAAAGUCUUGUCUCAAAUGUGGGGCAUCAAGAUAUUCACCCAAAUCCAAAGCUCCAGCAAAAACAUUACGCCACUUUCCUUUGAUACCAAGGCUUCAAAGAUUAUAUAAGUCAUCAGUAACAUCAUCUGAAAUGAGAUGGCAUAAAGAUGGACGUAUGGAUGAUGGAAAAAUACGUCAUCCUGCAGAUGCAGAAGCAUGGAAGGAUUUUGACAGACUGCAUCCAACUUUUAGUGCGGAUCCCCGAAAUGUUAGGUUGGGGCUUUCAAGUGAUGGAUUUAAUCCUUUUAAUGAUAUUAAGAAUUCAUAUAGCAUUUGGCCUGUUAUUGUGGUGCCAUAUAAUCUGCCACCAUGGAAGUGCAUGAAACAAACAUCGUUCAUGUUGACAUUACUAAUUCCAGGUAAAAAUCAGCCUGGAAAUGAUAUAGAUGUUUAUUUACAGCCUUUGAUUGAUGAAUUAAAAUUAUUGUGGGAUGGUGUUGACACCUAUGAUUCAUUGAAGAAAGAGUCAUUCCAUUUACGUGCCUGCCUCUUAUGGACAAUCAACGACUUUCCUGCAUAUGCCAAUCUUUCAGGCUGGAGCACCAAGGGUGCAUUGGCGUGCCCUUGUUGCAACAAAGAGACCAUGUCAACUUGGUUGAAACACAGCCAUAAGCAAUGUUACCUAGGCCAUCGUCGAUUCCUAGAAGGAAAUCAUAAAUUUCGAUUGGAUAAGAGAGGUUUCAAUGGUUGUGUUGAGUUUGGGGUAGCACCACAGCCCCUUUCAGGCAUUGCUUCGCUAGCUCAAAUGGAAGGUGUAGAAUUUCCUACAUUUGGUAAGGGAUCUGAUAAGAAUGAUACCGGUAAACGAAAGAGAGUUGGAGGUCGAACUGAACUACCUUUUAAUUGGAAGAAGAGAAGUGUAUUCUUUGAGUUGCCAUAUUGGAAGCAUAAUCUACUCCGUCAUAAUCUGGAUGUCAUGCAUAUAGAAAAGAAUGUGUGUGACAACAUCAUUGGUACACUGUUGGAAUUAAAAGAUAGAUCAAAAGAUAAGUUGGAGGCCCGACUAGAUUUGCAAGACAUGAACAUUAGACCAUCUUUGCAUCCGCAGAGGAUAGAGGGGAGCACUAAAGUGAUUAUACCUCCAGCAAGCUAUACAAUGUCUAAGGUAGAAAAAGAACAGUUUUGCAAAGCUUUAGAUGGUUUGAAGGUGCCUGAUGGGUAUUCUGGAAAUCUAUCACGUUGUUGUGAAAGUUCUGAAAGGGAUAUGUCCGGAAUGAAGAGCCAUGAUUGUCAUGUUUUAAUGCAACAACUCCUUCCUCUAUCAAUACGGGUACAUCCAACGAAGAAUGUUAAGUUGGUGUUGUUGUCAUUGUGCGCUUUCUUUCGAUGUGUAUGUGCGAAAGUUGCUAAAACCGAAGAUUUGAACCAACUUGAAGCCAGUAUUGCAGAAACCCUAUGCAAUCUAGAGAGGAUCUUCCCUCCUACAUUCUUUGAUGUUAUGGUUCAUCUAAUGGUUCAUUUACCAUGGGAGAUAUUAUUGGGUGGACCCGUCCACUAUAGGUGGAUGUAUCCUUUUGAAAGGUUCAACAAGACCCUCAAGGAUUACAUGCGUAAUGCAAGGCACCCAGAAGGGUCUAUUGUAGAGGGAUACAUUGCAAAUGAAUGUUUGCAAUUUUGUGCCCCGCAUAUCAAAGGACUCGAGACCCGAUUAACCCGUCCAAAGAGGAAUGUUGAUAACGAACAUCUACAGGUAGAGCACAACAUUGGGCUCCAUUUGGAAGAGCUAAAAGAGAACCUAGGCCAUAGGGUUCGACAAGAACAAAGAGAUAAGGUGCAUGCAGAGCAAUUCACAGAAUGGUUUAGAAGUCAUGUGGACAAGCUACGCGAAAGUGGAGAAAUCAUACCUCCCAUUAUUCAAAGGCUAGCCCAGGGUCCCAAUCGGGAAGUAAAAAAGUAUAAGGGGUACAUAUUGAAUGGUAUACGUUUCCACACCAAGGAUCGUGAAGCUAAUCGACGAACCCAAAAUAGCGGCGUCUUAGUAACCUCAAUAACAUCAAGCAACCCUCAUCGUAGAGAUACUCGACCUUGUGAUGGAAAUGUGCAUUACUAUGGUGUGUUGAAGGAAGUUGUUGAGAUGGAAUAUUCAGCGGACCUAAAAGUAAUGCUAUUCCAUUGUGAUUGGGUUGAAACAAGGGAUAGGGCAGUGUUCAAAGAACCUAUUGGCUUUACACGGGUGAACUUCAAUCAUUUAAUGCAUACCGGUCGACAUUUAUCUGAUGACCCAUUUGUCUUUCCUAGCCAAUCAGAGCAAGUAUUUUAUGUGUCCGACCCCCGCAACAAAGGCUGGGCUAUUGCUCUCAGUGCAUCAGUGCGCGAUGUAUUUGAUACGAAUGUUGUUGUGGAAGAAUACUUUACUCAAGAUUAUCAACAUAUGAACAUGCAGACUAGGGAUCUGAGACGAGUAAAUAUUGGUGGUGUUGAUCUUAGUUGGGAAAGGACAGACUUAGAAGGAACAACAGUUGAUGCAACUCUCCAAUAA
Molecule: messenger RNA, 3087 nt
Organism: Telopea speciosissima
Lineage: Eukaryota; Viridiplantae; Streptophyta; Magnoliopsida; Proteales; Proteaceae
Exons: 4
Coding region: 1-3087 (1028 amino acids)
Source: RefSeq, a predicted model, not a curated record